This is a messenger RNA of Oikopleura dioica, 309 nucleotides long. NCBI's taxonomy places the organism in Eukaryota, Metazoa, Chordata, Appendicularia, Copelata, Oikopleuridae. The record is from the annotation of a GenBank genome assembly.
AUGGAGAAGAGUCACAAGACUCCGACUAAAAAGAAGGUGAUAACAGUUAAGUCUGUGCGGGACUAUUGCUUCUCGAAGAAACUGAACUGUGUAAGCACUGGGGAGAGUCUGGGAGUAACAGCCAACCUGACCCAGUACCUGUUCGCACUAGGAUCUCCCCCGCCGCCGAAAAACUCAAGGGCGUGCUCUCCAGUUGAAAAUCUUCUCGAAAGAACGAGUAGCGAAGAAUCUUCCUCUUCCGGAAGAUCUCUCUUUUCCACUUCAUGUUCUGAUGACUACGCUGAGCUCAAUGCUAGAAGACUCUUCUAG